Messenger RNA from Symbiodinium pilosum, 345 nucleotides. NCBI's taxonomy places the organism in Eukaryota, Dinophyceae, Suessiales, Symbiodiniaceae. The record is from the annotation of a GenBank genome assembly.
GCCAAAAAGUUCGUCAAGAAGACGAAGCAGCCAGUGCGGCUGUAUGCCAAAGGGUUGAUUCUGGGUUACAAGCGCAGCAAGUCCAAUUGCUACGCCAACUGCACCCUCCUCAAGAUCGAUGGCGUGCGAACCAAGGAUGACACGCAGUUCUACAUUGGCAAGCGCGUGGCGUAUGUGUACAAGGUCAAGAAGGAGGUGAAGCACAGCAAGUUCCGGGUGAUGUGGGGCAAGAUCCGCCGCUCCCACGGCAACUCGGGAGUCGUUCGGGCCAAGUUUGUCAAAAACAUUCCUCCGAAGGCAUUCGGCGCCCCUUGCCGAGUGAUGCUUUACCCAAGCAGCAUCUGA